Molecule: messenger RNA, 6772 nt
Organism: Micropterus dolomieu (smallmouth bass)
Lineage: Eukaryota; Metazoa; Chordata; Actinopteri; Centrarchiformes; Centrarchidae
Product: collagen alpha-1(XII) chain-like
Exons: 51
Coding region: 176-6022 (1948 amino acids)
Molecular function (GO): protein binding
Source: RefSeq, a predicted model, not a curated record
CAUCUGCUGGCGGAGCUUCCAGUAGCCACAGAGAGGAGAGAGGGGGCCAGCCGCAGCUCCUGAAGUUUUUCUCUUACUUUCCAGAAGGGGAGGCUUCAAGUAGGCUGCUCUAAAAUUUGGUCGGUUCAUUUUUUGAAUAGACUGGUUGAUGUGCUGCUGACCCUAAGGGCCAAACAUGAAGAAAGGGCUGUCUCUGGCCACUGCUGCCUUUGUUGCAGCGCUGUUAUCCUCCAUAGAUGCUCAAGAUGUGAUGUGUAAGACCACUGCACAGGCUGACAUUGUGUUGCUGGUGGAUGGCUCCUGGAGUAUUGGACGUCUGAACUUCAAGACCAUUCGUGCCUUCAUCGGCCGUAUGGUGGGAGUCUUUGACAUUGGCCCUGAAAGGGUCCAGAUCGGUCUCGCUCAGUAUAGCGGAGACCCAAAGACUGAAUGGCACUUGGAUGCUCAUCGAACCCGGGACUCUCUCCUGGAAGCUGUGGCUAACCUGCCCUACAAAGGAGGAAACACCUUGACUGGUCUGGCUUUGAACUACCUCCUCCAGAACAAUUUCAAAGAGAAUGUUGGGAUGCGACCCAACUCUAGAAAGAUCGGUGUGUUGAUCACUGACGGCAAAUCUCAGGACGACGUCAUUGUCAACUCUCAGAACUUGCGUGAUCAGGGUAUUGAGCUAUAUGCCAUCGGUGUGAAGAAUGCUGAUGAGAAUGAGUUGAGGUCCAUUGCUUCUGAUCCGGAUAGUAUUCACAUGUACAAUGUUGCUGACUUCUCCUUCCUGUUGGACAUUGUUGACAGCCUUACAGACAACCUCUGUAACAGUGUCAAGGGACCAGGAGGUGCACCUGAGGCUCCCACUAACCUGGUGACAUCAGAGGUGACUCACCACUCCUUCCGAGCCUCCUGGACUGGCCCUGAUGGCCCGGUGGAGAGAUUCCUCGUGGAGUACAUGACCGCAUCAGGACGCGCAGAACAGGUGUUUGUGGAUGGUACUGAGACCACGGUGGUUCUCCAGGGGCUCAACCCUCUGACAGAGUACCAGGUCAAUGUCUACUCAGUGGUGGGAGAGGAGAGAAGCGAGCCUCUCGAAGGAACUGAGACAACACUCCAUCUGGGUGCCGUGAGGAUGAUGGACAUUUAUGAUGAACAGACGACCACCAUGCGGGUGAGAUGGGAGGAGGUUGAGGGUGCUGCUGGUUACAUGCUGCUCUACAGUGCCAUCAAUGCCACCCAGCCCACCGUCGAGCAGGAGGUCAGAGUAAGAGGGGAUAAAACUGAUGUCCAGCUGGUGAAGUUACUCCCUAACACGGCCUACACACUGUCCCUCUUCACCCUGUAUGGAGAGUUAGCUAGUGAACCGCUGACCAAGCAGGGAGUCACACUACCUCUGCCACCUGCGGGUGAACUGAGGGUUCAUGACAUCACCCACUCCAGCAUGAGGCUUAUUUGGGAUGCUGCCCCUGGGCUUGUUCGCAAAUACCUCAUCACCUACAAGCCCGAGGAUGGAGAUGCUAAAGAACUUGAAGUGGAAGGAAGUGUGACCACCAGAAUACUGGACAGCCUGAUCUCGCAGACUGAGUAUGGCCUGGCUGUUACUCCGAUCUAUGAUGAGGGACCUGGUCAGCCGAUGUUGGGAGAGGCCAUCACUGAUGUUGUUCCUGCCCCGAAGAACCUGCGAUUCUCAGAAGUUACCCAGACCAGCUUUAGAGCCACCUGGGAGCAUGGAGCCCCUGACGUGGCUCUGUACCGCAUUGGCUGGACUAAGCAGGGAGCUAACAACUUCCAAUAUGCUAUUCUGAACAGCGAUGAAACUACCCACGUUCUGGAGAAUUUGGAGCCAGACACGCCCUAUGAUGUGUCUGUCACUGCAAUCUAUCCAGAUGAAUCAGAGAGCGAGGAUCUUCUGGGCACUGAGAGGACAUUGUCCAAGCAAGGUGGUAGCGCAACACCUAAUGGACCUCCGACCAACUUGGUGGUGUUCAACGAAACCACCACCAGUCUGAACGCCAGGUGGGAUCCAGCUCCAGGUCGCGUCCAGAACUAUAAGAUCACUUACGUCCCCACAUCUGGAGGCAGGAGCCAGACUACCCAAAUUGGAGGGAAGAAAACUACUGUCCUGCUUCCCAAGCUGACCCCUGACACUGAAUACUCCAUCACUGUGGUGGCGGUCUAUGCAAAAGGAGUCAGCCGUGAGCUGAAUGGCCUUGGAACGACCAAGCCUUUGGGUGGUGUUAGGAACCUGAGGGUCACUGACCCCUCUACCAGCACCCUGAAUGUUCAGUGGGAGGCUGCUGAGGGCAACGUGCGUCAGUAUAGGAUCUUCUAUGUCCCUGCAGCUGGAGGAGUGGAAGAGAUGAGCCAGGUAUCAGGCAGCACCUACAACACUGUGCUGAAGAACCUGCAGUCUGAUACUGUCUACACUGUAACUGUGCUUCCUGUCUACUCCAAUGGAGAGGGCCAACGCAUGUCUGAGAAUGGCAAAACAUUGGAGCGUAGCCCCGUGAGGAACAUCCAGGUAUUCAACCCUACUACGAACACUCUGAACGUUCGCUGGGAAGCUGCCACAGGCCCAGUCCAGCAGUACCGGGUGGUCUAUGCUCCUCUGACUGGUGCCAGACCCUCUGAGUCGGUUGUGGUACCAGGGACCACCACCACAGCCUUGCUGCAGCAGCUGCUCCCAGACACUGAUUACAAUGUUGGAGUGGUUGCCUUGUACAGCGACGGCGAAGGACCCACUAUCACUGACAACGGAAAGACAUUGCCCCGUAGUGGCCCAAGGAACAUACGCGUAUAUGACCCCACCACCAGUACUCUCUCUGUGAGCUGGGAACAUGCCGAUGGUCCUGUCAUGCAAUACCGCAUCACCUAUGCCCAGACUACAGGAGACCCUAUUGAGGAAUAUACUACAGUACCAGGAAACAGAAACAGUGUGAUCCUGCAGAAUCUGGAUCCAGACACUCCUUAUAAUAUUAAAGUGACUGCGGUCUAUGCUGAUGGACCAGGAGGAGAGCUGGAAGGAGAUGGACGCACAGUGGGAAUGCUCGGCCCCAGGAACCUUCGUGUUUCUGAUGAGUGGUACACACGCUUCAGGGUGUCCUGGGACCCCGCCCCCUCCAGGGUUAAUGGAUACAAGCUUAUCUACCAGCCUGAGGGCUCUGAUGAGUCCUUGGAGACGCUUGUUGGAGACGUGACCUCCUACCAACUGCAUAACCUGAAACCUGGAACCACUUAUGACUUGAAGGUGCUGGCACAGUACAACACAGGCCUCAGUGCCCCUCUGAUUGGACAAGGCACCACAUUGUACCUGAAUGUGACAGACCUCACCACCUACAAUGUCGGCUAUGACUCUUUCUGCGUCCGAUGGGCCCCUCACAGAGCAGCCACCUCCUACAGACUCAAAAUCAAUCCUUUUGACACCUCCAAGAGUGGAGCUCAGGAGAUCACUGUCAGAGGCUCAGAGAGCAGUAACUGCUUUGAUGGCUUGACCCCUGACACUCUUUACAAUGCCACAGUGUACGCCCAAACCCCUAACCUGGAGGGACCUGGAGUCAGCGUGAAGGAGAAGACAUUGGUCAAACCGACAGAGGUGCCAACCGAGCCACCCACCCCACCUCCUCCAGCAACAGUACCCCCUGCGCUAGAUGUGUGCAAAGGUGCCAAGGCAGACCUGGUCUUCCUCAUUGACGGUUCCUGGAGUAUUGGAGAUGAGAGCUUCAACAAGGUGAUCCAGUUUGUCACGAGCAUGACCGGAGCAUUUGAUGUCAUCAGCCCUCGUGGCAUGCAGGUUUCAUUUGUGCAGUACAGCGAUGACGCCAAGACCGAGUUCAAGCUGAACACCUACCAUGACAAGGGCAUAGUGUUAUCAGCUUUGCAGACUGUGCGCUACAGAGGAGGCAACACAAAGACAGGCGUUUCACUGAAGCAUGUCUAUGAGAAGGUUUUCACUUCAGACAGUGGAAUGAGGAGAAACGUCCCGAAGGUGCUGGUUGUGGUCACAGAUGGACGCUCGCAGGAUGAUGUGAAGAAGAGUGCAGAAAAACUGCAGCAUUCUGGCUACAGUGUAUUUGUGGUUGGAGUGGCCGAUGUGGACAUGUCAGAGUUGAGAAUUAUCGGCAGCAAACCCAGUGAGAGACAUGUGUUUGUGGUAGACGACUACGACGCCUUUGCCAAGAUCCAGGACAAUCUGAUCACCUUCAUCUGUGAAACAGCCACUUCCACUUGCCCUCUGAUCUACAUCAGUGGGUUCACAACACCUGGCUUCAGGAUGCUGGAAGCUUUCAACAUCACAGACCGGACAUUCGCUGGCUUGAAUGGUGUGUCCAUGGAGCCGGGCUCCUUCAACAGCUACAUUGCCUACAGGCUGCACAAGGAUUCCUUCCUUAACCAACCCACCAAGGAGAUCCACCCGGAGGGUCUUCCCCCAUCCUACACCAUCAUCCUGCUCUUCCGCCUGCUGCCCGACACACCCUCUGAACCUUUUGAUAUCUGGCAGAUUGCAGACAAAAACAACAACCCCGAGGUCGGGAUCACCGUCAACCCUUCCAGCAAAACAAUCGCGUUCUACAACAAGGACACCCGAGGAGAGAUCCAGAGAGCCACGUUUAAUGAGGAGCAAGUGAAGCGCGUUUUCCAUGGGAGCUUCCACAAGCUCCACAUCACCAUCUCUCCGGAGAAAGUCAAGCUCAACGUGGACUGCCAAGAGGUGGCAGAGAAGCCCGUCAAGGAGGCUAACAACAUCACACUGGACGGCUAUGAAGUGCUUGGCAAGAUGGUCAAGUCUGGAGGCGGAAAGAGGCAGUCUGCAACCUUCCAGCUCCAGAUGUUCGAUAUUGUCUGCAGCUUGAGCUGGGUCAGCCGAGACAGAUGCUGCGACCUGCCCGCCACAAGAGAUGAGGCAAAGUGUCCAUCCCUUCCCCACUCUUGCACAUGCACACAAGACAGCAUUGGCCCUCAGGGGCCUCCUGGACCUUUGGGCAGCCCAGGUUCUAAGGGACCACGAGGAGAUAGAGGAGAGCCCGGCAACCCUGGUUCAAUGGGUCCACGCGGUGAUCCAGGACUCCCAGGCGCAAUGGGACCACCAGGUCCACAAGGACCUAAUGGACUGUCUCUACCCGGAGAACCUGGUCGACCGGGACCAAAGGGAGAUCCUGGAGACCCCGGCCAGCCUGGCCUGCAAGGUUCUCCCGGGCCACGUGGUCCUCUGGGCCCUGUUGGACCAAGUGGAGCACGGGGGCCCCCAGGAAAGGAGGGACCAUCUGGACCCAGAGGCCCAUCAGGGCCCAUGGGAAGCCCUGGAAAUCCAGGUGUACCAGGAAUUACUGGAAAACCAGGGAAACCAGGAGAUCCAGGAAACCCAGGAGCUGUUGGCCUUAAAGGAGAGAAAGGAGAGAGGGGAGACUUUGCAUCCCAGGGCAUGAUGCGCUCCAUUGCCAGACAAGUUUGUGAACAGCUUGUGAACAGUCAGAUGAGCAGAAUUGACAUGAUGCUGAAUCAGAUUCCUUCUGGAUAUCGUAGCAACUCUCCGGGCCCUAUCGGCCCUCCUGGCCCUCCUGGCAACGAUGGAGCCCGCGGAGAGCCUGGACAACCUGGUAGAACUGGUUUCCCUGGAAACCCAGGUUUACCUGGAACUCCAGGAGAAAGAGGUUUGCAAGGAGAGAAGGGAGAGAGAGGCUCUCAAGGAACUGGAGUCAGAGGACAGAGAGGCCCAAGUGGGCCACCAGGGCCACCAGGAGAGUCUAGAACGGGACCCCCAGGUCCUUCUGGCUCCGCUGGGCCUCGUGGCCCUCCAGGUCGCCAGGGUACUCCAGGGGUGAGGGGACCACCAGGACCCCCUGGAUAUUGCGACUCUUCUCAGUGUGUUGGCAUUCCUUACAAUGGACAAGGAUACACAGCUGACCGCUACCAGCCUGAACCUGAGGUAGUGUCUAUACCUGUGGAACCAGCUGGAGAGUUUGAGACAAUACAAUCACCUGGUUACUCACGAAACCAACGAGGAAAGAGAUCACUACCACAAAAAAUACAGAAACACUAGCAUCAUAGCUACAACAAGGAGUUAUGUAAUAUUGAAACAACUUCCAUGAUCACAUAUGUGAGGAUGAAGUGAUUUUCAGAACAAAACUAGUACUUACAUGGGUUUGAUACCCCUGGCAAUACUGAACAUAUAUUUUUCUGACAUGAGAAAGUUUAGCAAGAUGAAUACAAACCUACAUGUUUCGUUCAUUACAAACCUGUGUGCUUGCUGAGUGUUCCCUUUAAGUGUCUGCUUGUAAUAUAACUGCAAGUGUUUAUCGGACUCCAAUGUGUAAUGCACUAAUCAUUUGAAAACUGGGAGGACGUAUGUCAAAGGAAAUACAGUAUGUAUGUUUUUUAACACUUUCAGACAAUGUCAAACUUCAGUAUGUAAAGCUGUUUGAGAUACUCCAUCGGUAAAAAAAAGGUAAAUGAAUUUGAUCCCCAAAGAUGUGUGCAUUGUGAUGUUUUCUUAGGCCUGUAAACCAAAUGAUAAUCUGAUUUAUUGUAACAAACCAAGCUUGUUUGUUUUUUUUGUUUUGUUACCAAAGGUGGAAUUGCAUGUUUGUGUUGUAUAUUUACUGAGGAUUUCUAAGUCAGAAUAUAGUUGUUGUUUUCUAUCUAUGCAGUUUUGAUUUGGUUGCAAGACUAUGGACAUAGAAUUGCUUUUCUCAUGUUUUAACUGCACAUUUUGUGAAUUCCACACAGCCUUAUUUUCUUAUUUAUUUCUGAAACAGAAGAGGCAUUUUUCAAUAAAACUACUGAAAAUGUA